This is a messenger RNA of Dichotomopilus funicola, 1110 nucleotides long. Its product is annotated as RNase P subunit p30-domain-containing protein. Gene Ontology annotation, cellular component: nucleolar ribonuclease P complex. The record is from RefSeq and is a predicted model, not a curated record. The coding region runs from base 1 to 1110 and encodes 369 amino acids. Gene Ontology annotation, biological process: tRNA processing. Gene Ontology annotation, molecular function: RNA binding. NCBI's taxonomy places the organism in Eukaryota, Fungi, Ascomycota, Sordariomycetes, Sordariales, Chaetomiaceae. The transcript has a single exon.
AUGCUCUACGAUCUUAACAUCGCCUGGUCACCAGGCACACCCGCCGCCGAUCUCGAAAGCACCCUCAAAUUCGCGAAAAACCUAGGCUACGAUGUCGUCGCCCUCAAUCACAAUAUCUCAGGGCCCAUACCCACACAACCGUCGCUAAUAACAAAUCCAAUCCCCCAACUUGGGGCCCCUCACCCUUCCUAUCCAGGCGGUGGACAAUCACCACCAAAAACAACAACAACAACAACAACAACAACAACAUCACCAACAAACACAAUCACGACAACAACUGCCUCCCUCCCCACAAUCCUCCGCCGCGCAACCCUCACCAUCACCGACCCAGCCACAACCAACUACCGCCUCGCCGACUACACACGUGCCUACGACAUCCUCGCUCUCCGUCCAACCUCCGACAAGUCCUUCUCCUGGGCCUGCCUCUCCACCACCGAGCCCCCCGCGCUCAUAUCUUUGGACCUAUCCUCCCACCUCGGCUGGCACAUACACCAUCGCACUGCGAUGGCCGCCGUGCAGCGGGGCGUGCGGUUUGAGAUAUGUUAUGCCCAGGCGUUGGGGGGCGGGUAUGGUGGUGGGAGUGGGGCUGGGAGUGGAGGGGUAGACGCGACGAGGCAGAGGGUGAAUUUCAUUGGGAAUGUGCAGUCGUUGAUCCGGGCGACAAAGGGGCGCGGGGUGAUUAUCAGCAGCGAGGCUCGUGGGGCCUUGGGACUGAGGGGGCCGGCGGAUGUGGUGAAUUUGAUGGCGGUUUGGGGGUUAGGACCGGAGAAAGGGUUUGCGGCGCUUGGUGAAGGGGCGAGGGCGGUGGUGGUGAAUGAGGGGAUUAAGAGGCGGGGGUUUAGGGGAGUUGUGGAUAUUGUGAAGCCUGCUGAGGGGGGCGAGGAGGGGAAGAGGAAACAGGAGGGCGAGGGAGGUGCAGACGGUGGGGAUGGUAAAGUUGGGAAGAAGCAGAAGCAACAGCAAAAGCAGCAGCAGAAACAACAGAACCAAAACCAGCAAGGGCAGAAGCGGAAGGAUGGUGAAGGUGGAGGUGGUGGUGCUCAACAAGGAGAGAUGAGUAAGAGACAGGCUAAAAAGAUUAGAAAGGAAGGCUCUCAGGCAAAACAAUGA